AUCAGUGUUUAUUUUGUUUGUAAAUAAAAUGUGAUUUUUUAAACACUAAUUGAAUGCAAAAAACUAUAACUAAAUUAAUGUCUAAAAUGACUGAUAUUUACAAUUAUAAUCAUUAAUCUUCACGAUUAUCACAAUUUUGGUUACAGUGCGGCCAUCGAUAGCUUUUGUGGGCUAACAAUCACUUCCCAAGCAAUGCAAUCACUGUUAAGACUAAAGAUAUUGAUGUCGUCGACCACGAGAUUAUCACCAAAUGAGUGCCAAAGAUGUUACCGAUUACUUACAACAACGAUAACAUCGCGAAGACAUUGUAGUCAAACAGUACAACACAAGAGACUGGUGUUAUCGGAAACUACCGGUACUAACAAAAUGGACAAUAAGUUGUCUGUAGAGACAAAUGUGAUUCAAGAGCUCAAUAACAGCGAUAAUCUGUUGCUGUAUUGUCCCAAAUGGCAGCUCAUGUACGAUGUCUUCUAUAAGUCAGCCGUCCAUCAGACCAACAACAAGACAACCAAAAUGUCUGCCAAAAUCACCGAUGAUAUCACCGAUCAAUUAGAUAAAGUCAUUAGCGAUGAUACCAACGGACAGUUUAUUGGCGAUUGGAAAUCAGUUGAUAAACUUAAUAGUCAAUCAUUAGCCAAGUAUUACUCACAAUUGGCGAAACUAAGACUAACCGGACUAGUAGUUUUGACAACUAUGGCCGGUUACUAUAUGGGUCUUCAAUCGCCAUUAGAUCCAAUGGUAUUAUCACUUACACUGUUAGGCACAGGUCUUACCUCAAGCUCGGCCACAGCUAUCAAUCAGUUUCUCGAAAUACCAUUUGACUCACAAAUGAAGAGGACAAAGAACCGGCCGUUAGUUUUGGGCAAAAUUAGUCCAUUGCAUGCGUGCGGGUUUGCGGCCGUUACCGGUGUUUCUGGUCUCGCAUUAUUAUUAUACGUGAAUCCAUUGACAGCACUGUUAGGUGCUUCCAAUUUAGUACUUUAUUCCUUUAUUUAUACUCCUAUGAAAAGAGCUCACAUUGCAAACACAUGGAUCGGUGCUAUAGUGGGUGCCAUACCUCCAGUCAUGGGUUUUACAGCCGCCACGAAUAGCAUCGGAAUUAAUGCUAUACUAAUGGGUUUAAUUCUGUAUUCGUGGCAAUUCCCACACUUUAACGCCCUGUCCUGGAAUAUGCGACACGAAUACGCCAGGGCUGGCUUCAGAAUGAUGUCCGUAACUGAGCCUAAACUAUGUCUAAAUACAUCACUUCGACACUCGUGUCUUAUAUUAGUUUACAGUACUAUCAUGUGCUCUACAUUAACCACUUGGAUGUUUGCUGUCGACUCUUUACCCAUCAACUUAUACCUCAUAUAUUUGGCGCAUCAGUUUAGAUCAAAUCCGGACGCAAAGUCUUCGAGAAAAUUAUUUUUCUAUUCAUUAAUACAUUUACCGGCACUCAUACUAUUGAUGUGUAUAAGCAAAAGGAGAGACCAAACAAAUAAAACUACUAAAAGCAACAAUAAUCCCAAAGAUGAU
Oppia nitens is the source of this 1515-nucleotide messenger RNA. It is a transcript of the gene Cox10, whose product is annotated as protoheme IX farnesyltransferase, mitochondrial-like. Lineage: Eukaryota; Metazoa; Arthropoda; Arachnida; Sarcoptiformes; Oppiidae. Gene Ontology annotation, cellular component: mitochondrion; mitochondrial membrane. Gene Ontology annotation, biological process: heme biosynthetic process. Gene Ontology annotation, molecular function: protoheme IX farnesyltransferase activity. The annotation marks the transcript as partial. The transcript has 3 exons. The record is from RefSeq and is a predicted model, not a curated record.